This is a messenger RNA of Coregonus sp. 'balchen', 10786 nucleotides long. The record is from the annotation of a GenBank genome assembly. Lineage: Eukaryota; Metazoa; Chordata; Actinopteri; Salmoniformes; Salmonidae.
GCGAGGUCUUCUUUAGUAUCAGAUGUCGCCACACGUGUACCAACACAGAAGAACGUGAAUAGGCAAGUUGUAACAAUAUCGUGCAUGACACAGAAUACAUGAAGAAUUGACUUUAGACCAUUUCAUGUGUGGUCCUCCUGGGGCUUGAGCGGAAGAUGUCAUCUGUAUUUGUAUAAUUCGGUGAGUUCAAGUCGAGUAGAAGCUAGCUACCAGCUUGCUGUGCUAACUACACCAGAUAGCAAGACAGCCACGGAUUAGUAUAGUAGCUUGAUCAGGUGAGGGCUAGUGUUGCAAUGAUGCAACGGUAAUGCACUGCCAGUGGUGGUAAAGUCAUGUUUUACAUCGCUAACUAGCGAGAUCAUGUAAGAAGCAGCGAACCUGGCUGGCUAUACUUGUCAUAUCAUGUUAUUAUAUUUGAGUGUAUAAACAAAAUUAUCUAAACAGAAACGAUGUGAUUACCAUGAGGAAAAAUACCUCGCAAUUCCUUGCAUCCUCUGUUUAUAUUCAACUGCAGUGCAGUGUGCCAUUUUUAUUUCCCGCCAUUGGAUUUCCGCAAUUGUGAGAAGUUGAAACUGGGUGAACAACCAGACAAAAAAACUACAGCCACAUAGAGCACUAUAGUAGUUAGAAGUGAAAUACAUACAAACAUGAACGUCUUUCAUGUAAUAGAAGAGAUUCAAACACUAAGGUGAAUGUAUGACAGCUAGCAUGACAUGAUUUGAAUGUUAUGGUGCUUUCAAGACAACUGGGAAUUCGGGGGGGGGAAAAACAAGGUUAACUCUUUAAGUCAGUACUGUUCAGGUCGGAAAGUAUGAGUUCUAGAAAGAUGGCCGAGUUUCCGACUUGGAAUUCCGAGUUGGGUGAGUGUUGAAAACGAUUUUUCCCAGUCGAGGUGGAUUUUAUUUCCCCGAGUUUCCAGUUCUCUUGAACGGACGGAAGUCGGAUAUUUCAGAGUUCCCAGUUAUUUUGAACGCGGCAUUAGGCUAACUUUAAAUUAUUUCAAUGACUGAAAUGUCUGGAAAAACGAAUUGCCUCGAAAUCCAUCGAACAAGUACGUUGCCAUUUCUAUCAUUCAAAACAUUUCUGUCAUUUAUGACUUAAUUGAUUCCCACGGGGGGCCAGUAUGAAAUAAAUACAUUAAUAAUAAUAAUGUAUGCGAUCACUAACUGUAAGUCGCUCUGGAUAAGAGCGUCUGCUAAAUGACAAAAAUGUAAAAAAAAAAAAAAAAAAAACUUUCUCCGGACUUAAAUUGAUUUAGUCCAAAGGCCGGCAGAUGGCGAUAUUGAGUCGUUUCGUUUUACCAUCCAAAUGCAAUGUACGCAGCCGGCAAUACAUUUGUAUCCACUUGGAUCGGUUCGUAACCAAAACAUUCUCAAUUCAGCGAUUUCCUCCCUAACUAUAUUUAAUGGCGAGAAGGUGGGGAACAUAUCAGGGAUAGGCAUGAGUACUCGAACGAACGUCAAAACUCGAUCCUUAAAGCUGCAAUAUGUAACUUUUUGGGCAACCCGACCAAAUUCACAUAGAAAUGUGAGUUAUAGGUCUGUCAUUCUCAUUGAAAGCAAGUCUAACACGCUGACUUGACCGGGCACGCACGUGCGUCCGCCAUUGCGAGCAUGGUGAUUUUGGCCAUCCACACCAGAAGCGAUCAGGACAUGCAGGUUGAAAUAUCAAAACAAACUGAACCAACAAUAUUAAUUUGGGGACAGGUCGAAACACAUGAAACGUUCAUGGACAUUUAGCUAGCUAAUUUAUCCUGUGAUAUAAACAUUGGGUUGUUAUUUUACCUGAAAUGCACAAGGUCCUUUUUUAAAAUCUUUGUAUAAUGUUGACCCAUUUUGAGACCGGUAACAUCGUGUGUUCUCUACUCUGACAAUUAAUCCACAGAUAAAAGGGGCAACCUAGGUCGUUUCUAGUAAUCUCUCCUCCUUCAGUCUUCUUCUGUGUACUUUAUAUGGCGAAUUUGGAACUCAGUAGUGAGUGUUGCAACCGAGGACAGACGAUUUUUACUGCUUCAGUGGUCCUGUUCUGUGAGGUUGUGUGGCCUACCACUUUGCGGCUGAGCCGUUGUUGCUCCUAGACUUUCCGCUUCACAAUAACAGCACUUACAGUUGACCGGGGAAGCCUUAGCAGGGCAGGAAUUUGACGAACUGACUUGUUGGAAUGGUGGCAUCCUAUGACGGUGCCAUGUUGAAAGUCACUGAGGUCUUCAGUAAGGCCAUUCUAUUGACAAUGUUUGUCUACAGAGAUAGCAUGGCUAUGUGCUCAAUUUUAUACACCUGUCAGCAACGGUUGUGGCAGAAAUAGCCGAAUCCACUAAUUUGAAGGGGUGUCCACAUACCUUUGUAUGUGUUCCAACAAUGAGCUGCAGUUUUGGAAUAAUUGCAUCCCGUCUAUUUUCAGCUUAGGAUACUUUGCGAACUGCUAGUGCCAUUUAGAAUUGAUUAGCCUAGGCUGUAACCCCCCUAAACAUAGACGGUUUCCACACUGAAAAUAUGCAAAAGCAUUACUUUGAUAAAGACAGAGCGUAUUUUCAUCAGAAUCAUUAAGCCUAGACCUACUCACCAAACAGAUGUUGGCUAAAACUGGUUAGACUAGUAUAGUAAGAGGUAGGAUAGUCAAACCUUUACCUAUGGUAGUGCUGAGCGAUAAAUGCUUUUUGAGGUCUGUUCGGUUUCUGUUCUAUUAUAAAAAAAUAAUCACUAUCCAUUAUGUGGGUUGAAUGCUGUAACACAGAAUAAAACAAAUAAUAAAAGGCCCAUGUUGGUAGACUUCUCACUUAUUAACAAUAAUUUAUUCACAUUACUUUUAACAAAAUAUUUCAGUUGUGUUUAUUACAUUUGUUUUAUUUGAUGACUUUAUUAUUUCAUUCCAAGUCAUCAUCUCAUCUCUAUAGAGCUGCUGCCUCUGCUGUCUGACAAAAUCACUAUUUUAGUAGUUCUUCAAAGUAAAUAAGGCAUCAUUUUAUGAAUGCUGAAUACCAACAGCACCUUGUGCUGGGGACAAUAAAAGGCCACUCUAAAAUGUGCAGUUUUGUCACACAACGCAAUGCCAAGUUUUGAGGGAGCAUGCAAUUGGCAUGCUGACUGCAGGAAUGUCUGCAACAACCGCAAACCAGGUGUAACCACGCCAGCCCAGGACCUCCACAUCCGGCUUCUUCAACAGCGGGAUCGUCUGAGACCAGCCACUGUGACCACUGAUGAAACUGGGGGUUUGCACAACUGAAGAAUUUCUGCACAAACUGUCAGAAACCGUCUAAGGGAAGAACAACUGCGUGCUCGUCGUCCUCACCAGGGUCGUAACCGACUUCAGUGGGCAAAUGCUCACCUUCGAUGGCCACUGGUGCUCUGGAGAAGUGUGCUCUUCACAGAUGAAUACCGGUUUCAACUGUACCAGGCAGAUGGGGAUUGGUUAGCAUUUUAUCGAUGGCAAAUUGAAUGCACAGAGAUACCGUGACGAGAUCCUGAGUACCAUUGUCGUGCCAUUCAUCCGCCGCCAUCACGUUUCAGCAUGAUAAUGCACAGCCCCAUGUCGCAAGGAUCUGUAGACGAUUCAUGGAAGCUGAAAAUGUCCCAGUUCUUCUAUGGCCUGCAUACUCACCAGACAUGUCACCCAUUUGAGCAUGUUUGGGAUGCUCUGCAUCGAAGUGUAAGACAGCGUGUUCCAGUUCCCGCCAAUAUCUAGCAACUUUGCACAGCCAUUGAAGAGGAGUGGGACAACAUUCCACAGGCCACAAUCAACAGCCUGAUCAACUCUAUGCAAAGGAGAUGUCGCGUUGCGUGAGGCAAAUGGUGGUCACACCAGAUACUGACUCGUUCUCUGAUACCCUGAGCUCACAGAAAAAACAUAAUGAAAUGGAAUUCAAAUAAUUGAACCGACAUCUGUCAAUUAGUUGUUUAAAAACCAUAAAAUAACAUACAUUUCGGUUAAUCGCUCAGCACUAACCUGUAGGCAUAUGGCGAACAGGUUUUCUGUUGUCUAACAUUGAUUGUCAUCUUCUAUUUGUUUCUAGGUUUCACAUGCCACUAUGAAGUACAUCUUGGUCACUGGCGGUGUCAUAUCCGGAAUUGGCAAGGGCAUCAUUGCCAGUAGUGUGGGCUUAAUCCUGAAGUCCUGUGGUCUGCAUGUGACUGCCAUCAAAAUCGACCCCUACAUCAACAUUGAUGCUGGCACCUUCUCACCUUAUGAACAUGGUGAGUGCAUUUGUGUGGUGAGUCCUCUCUGACUAAAGGAUUUAAUCUGUGAGGGCUAGGCCAAUGCAUGCCUAUCUAAUUGACUUGAGUUGCAUCACCCAUCCAGGUGAAGUGUUUGUGUUGGACGAUGGAGGUGAGGUGGACCUGGAUUUAGGAAACUACGAGCGCUUCCUGGACAUCAGGCUAACCAGGGACAACAACCUGACCACGGGCAAAAUCUACCAGUCAGUCAUCAACAAGGAGAGGAGGGGAGACUACCUGGGCAAAACUGUACAGGGUGAGGGAGUGAACAAGGGUUCUCCACUAGGCAAGGGGCAUUAGGAUUAGGGCAACACCUGGAAACCAAUGACCUCACUCCUAGCUGUUGUGUUGAUUUGUAAGGGUCUCUCCAUAGUCCUUAUUUCUAUGCUGAUCUCGAGUCUCUUUGGAUGCUGAUUCUAUUUUGCUGAUGUUUUCUCUCUUAUCUCAGUGGUGCCACACAUCACAGAUGCCAUUCAGGAGUGGGUGAUGAAGCAGGCCAAGAUCUCAGUGGAUGACGAUGGGGUAGAGCCACAAGUCUGCGUUAUAGAGGUACGAGCCACAGCGUAGUCAAGUUUGUCUUAUUUUUUUAUUUUUUUAUAUAUAUAUGUAUAUAUUUUUUUUUUUGUCAUUUAGCAGACGCUCUUAUCCAGAGCGACUUACAUGAGCAAUUAGGGUUAAGUGCCUUGCUCAAGGGCACAUCGACAGAUCUUUCACCUAGUCGGCUCGGGGAUUAGAACCAGCGACCUUUCGGUUACUGGCACAACGCUCUUAACCACUAAGCUACCUGCCGCCCCGUCUUAUUAUGGGUCAUUCAUUAUAGGCCAUUGUGAUUGUCCCCAUGAAGUUGUCAUUGGUGUCUGUGGUUUUAGCCAGGGAUUGUUAAGCUGGGUUGUAUUGAUUAGGACACACUAGCAACACAUUUCAAAACGUGCAAUGGAAAAUGAGCUGUUCAGAUAGUACCUCCCCGUUUCAGACGGUUUCUUGCGUUUUUUGCCUAGUGAAUGUUGAGGUCUCAGGCUGUGUCCUGUGUUGACAGUUGGGAGGCACUGUGGGAGACAUUGAGAGCAUGCCAUUUAUCGAGGCCUUCAGACAGUUCCAGUUCAAAGUGAAGAGGGAUAACUUCUGCAACAUUCACGUCAGCUUAGUACCACAGGUAAGCGCUUUAAAACACACACACACACGCGCGCACAGAGUAGGGCUUGUUUGAAAGCCGAUUUCAGCGUUGCGACAAGGCACAUCUGUAUCAAAAGUGUCUAAACAUUGUCAGCCUUUUACUGCAUUAAUACACACACACACACACACACACACACACACACAAUUGAAUCAAAACACAAUCCCAUAUAUAAGCAUUGUAAAACAUCAUGAACGCUUUAACUUAGUCUCAAAAGCACAUCAGUUGUGUUUCAAGUAAAAGGUUGUACAAUGAUGCUUAACUGAGAACUGAAAUGUAACUUUGUCUGCCUUUAGCCCAUUGCAACAGGAGAACAGAAGACUAAACCCACUCAGAACAGUGUCCGAGAGCUCCGUGGACUAGGACUCUCCCCAGACCUGGUGAGUUAGAUACUCCCUCAUCCUUUUGCCUUGGGACUCUUGGAAUUGGCUAACUAUGGCAUAGAAUGUUAUCAAUGUGCGAUAUGCUUCUCCUCAUGUAUUUUCAGAUCAUGUGCCGCUGUGCGACACCUCUGGAGAACGCUACCAAAGAGAAGAUCUCCAUGUUCUGUCACGUAGAGCCCACGCAAGUAAGGCCUUCUCUGUCUAUGACCGUUUUAACAUGACUGGGUCAUGUUCAUUUAAAAUGGACUGAAACAGGGAGGAACAAAUGUCAGUUUUCCGUUGCGUGCCUAAAUGAACACAACCCAGGAAAAAGUUACUGUUUAAGUCAACCAGGACCAUUUAAAUCCGAUUCUUAUGCUUUUCUCUCUCCCUGUCCCCAGGUGAUCUGCGUGGCAGACGUGUCGUCCAUCUACAGAGUACCCCUCCUACUGGAGGACCAGGGGGUGGUGGGCUACAUCUGCCAGCGGCUGGACCUCCCUAUUGAGAUGAGGGCCGGGAAGAUGCUCACCAAGUGGAAGGAGAUGUCCGACAGGUGAAAUCAAAUAACGUUUUAUUGGUCGCAUAUACAUAUUUAGCAGCAGCUACUCUUCCUAGGGUCCAACAAAAUUAAGGCGGUUAUACAAUUUAAAAAUACAUUUCACAACAGAUUUCACAACACAUGAAGUGUGUGCCCUUAGGCCACUAUUCUACAACCACAAUCUACAACACAAAAUCCAUGUGUGUGUAUAGUGCGUAUGUUAUUGUGUGUCUGUGUGUGUCCAUAUGACUGGGUUCACGUUUGUCUCCAGCGAUCAUAAGGUAAAAUAGAUCUAAAACAAUAUUGUAAUUUAUAUUUACAAUCCCCUUAUCCAAACAGCUUACACGUUUACCUAGCUCUAAUCAAUAGCUCUUAUCAAUUUGUGAAUUACAGUGCAUGGAGAAUGGUGUUAUUUCUAUUGGAUCAAAUAAAGUAGAUGUUCCACUUGGAACUGACAGGUUGCUCGACCUUAUUCAUCAUUUCAUCGUGCCUAAAGGUGGUGGAAUUAUGAGGGAAUUAAGUAAAGGUCAGAAUACUGUAGACACACCUCCGCUACACCUUAUUUCUUUGAUCUCCACCCAAAAUGAAAAGCGGGUGAAUAGCAUGCUAUUCUCAUGCUUAAGUUCAAGGUCAGAAUGUGCAUAGAGAGAAAAGUGCAUAAAAAGGAAUUAUGUUCCAUUUAUGCACGAUUAUCUAGGGUUGGAAUUCCCCCAUACUGAAUUGUGAGUCUCACCCCGGUUUGAUUGAAUAUUUUACCAUGUUUUGGUCUAAAAUGUAUAUUGACUUGAUACCCCAGGGUCCUCGGAACAUGUUGGAACUGAACUGUCUCCUCUCAGGUCUGACCGACUCCUGGAACAUGUGUCCGUCGCCCUGGUAGGGAAGUACACAAAGUUCUCUGACUCAUAUGCCUCUGUCAUCAAGGCCCUGGAGCACUCAGCCCUCGCCAUCAACCACAAACUAGAGAUCAAGGUAUGGAACCCAGUCACAUUCACCCAUGCUCCCUUUUAGUGCCCUCGCUCUUGGCAGUGGAUCAUCAUUUUUUUGUCGUGUUCUUUUUGCCAUGGGGCAGAGAUACAUUUUUGCAGUUUUAAAGCUAACUUCCUACAAUUCUACACAUUUUGCCAUGACUUGUUCAAAUGAUAGUGAGAGUGACUAACAAAGUGCCCUGUGUGCCCGGUCGGUAAUUUGGUGAUGAUUACUACAAGGUUUAGAUAGCUGGCUAGAUUACCUUACCUAGCAAUCUAAAACAUUUUAGUUGACAUGGGCUAAUUGAGUGACUGUGGAAAACUGCUGAUUCACUACCAAAUUUCGAAAUUGCACCUUGUGUAUUCUACUUUUCUAACUCUCAACUGUAAAUGGAGACCCCGACUUGAGUUCCCGAAUAAAGGUGGGGUUGGAGGACCACUAGCAGCCGCAGGGCUCUACGCGCAGCGCGUCUGCUUCCAUCGGUGGCAUUGGUGUUGUCUUUUGUGCAAACCAAACCUUGCGUGUCCUUACAGACAAAGGAUUAUGAGAAGCUCUGUUCUAAUGUACUGUUAAAUAUGGCCUUCUUAUAUGUUAUAAUGUUAUAAUAAAAAAGACGAUUACUGUAUGUCAUGUUCUUAUGCCACCCACCUCCCACUGACCCUCAGUCUCCCUCUUGCAGUUCAUAGACUCUGCAGACCUAGAGCCAAAUACACUGCAGGAGGAGCCUGUGAAGUACCAUGAGGCCUGGCAGAAACUCUGCAGUGCUGAGUGAGUGUCUACAGCAAAACACCUACACUGAGUAUACAACACAUUAAAAACACCUGCUCUUUCCAUGACAUAGACUGACCAGGUGAAAGCUAUGAUGCCUUAUUGAUGUCACUUGUUAAAUCCACUUCAAACAGUGUAGAUGGGGAGGAGACAGGUUAAAGAAGGACUCAAUAUAAUGGCUGCUUGACACCAUAAAUCCCACAGAACUUGCAUGAGCAUUGUGACUACAUUUUUUUUCCUGUGUAAUUGUAACCCUAAGCCAAGGGAGCUGUGUUCUCCUGUCAGUGAAGGAUCAAUAUUGUCUCAUACACACAGUGGUGUCUUGGUACCUGGAGGCUUCGGUGUACGGGGGACAGAGGGGAAAAUCCAGGCUAUCAGCUGGGCAAGGAAAAAGAAAAAGCCAUUUUUAGGUAAGGUAUUUAAGCAUUAAUGAAAUGGAAAUUAAUCAAAAGUAUUGUAACGUAUCAUGUGUCAGUUUAGCAUGUUUUGUUAAAUGGAAAUUAUAUUCUGUAUGUCACUCUUUAUCAUUGAAUCCAUCAUAGAAAUUCGGAUCAGACUGGUUCAGACUGACUUUUUUUAUUGCACACAUUUAAUCCCAAUUGUCUUUUUGUAGGGGUAUGUUUGGGCAUGCAGUUGGCAGUGUGUGAAUUUGCCCGCAAUGUUAUUGGCUGGCAAGGUGAGUAAUCUUUGAAUCACUAAUCAUUAUAUCCUUGAGGUGUAUGUUGCAUAAUUCCAGAAUGUGCAUAAGUUAAAUGUUAAACUCUCAAACCUGACAGAUGCCAACUCUACUGAAUUCCACCCAGAAUCUAAACACCCUGUGGUAGGUAUGCCAUAGUAACCAAGUCCAUCUCUCUGUCACUUCUCACUGAGUUUUGGCUCACGAACAUUGUGAAAUUCUGGUACUGUUUUGACAGGUGAUUGACAUGCCAGAACACAACCCUGGGCAGAUGGGCGGGACGAUGAGGUUGGGGAAGAGGCGGACCAUCUUCAAAUCCAACACCAGCAUUUUGAGUGAGUGCUAAUCUUGGCAAAACCACAUAGCAUUUGAUUGUGUUUGGUGUGUUAUAAUGGUUGAUAAUAUUCAGUAUUUUUUCAGGAAAGCUGUAUGGCGAUGCUGAAUAUGUUGACGAGAGGCAUCGUCACCGCUUUGAGGUACAAGAGCUGAAUCGAGUCAUGAUGUGUAUAUUUGCAUUACAUUUUUACAUUACAUGUUACUUGAAGAGACUGCUAUUAUUAGUAUGCAAUUGACAAACCAUUUGCAUAUGGAAGUGUUACAUGUAUUACAUUAUAAGUGUGGAUGGGUUGAAUUGAUGGGAGCUCUGUCCUCUUAGGUGAAUCCUGAGCUGAAGCACCACUUUGAGGAGAGGGGCUUCCGUUUUGUCGGCCAGGACGUGGAGGGAGAGCGGAUGGAGGUCAUUGAGCUGGAUGGUGAGUUAACCAUGGAGACAUUUCAAUGUCUUGCACAGUCUGGCUCUUGGAAAUGUUAAUGUUAAAUAGAGCGUUAUCACUUCAUAAAGUACUUUCUUGACUGAAUUGAAAAAAAUAUGUAUUUUUUUUUUAUCAAUUUGAAAUGUAACAACAGCUGUAACUAUGCCAACCGAAAUGUAUAGGUCCGUAGCAUCCAUCUCAAACCGAUCACCUUCCCACCUGUGUUGUUUCAGAUCAUGCCUAUUUUGUUGGAGUGCAGUACCACCCAGAGUUCACUUCUCGUCCCAUCAAGCCCUCGCCCCCCUACUUUGGCCUCCUGCUGGCUGCAGCAGGGAAACUCCAGAGCUACCUACAGAAAGGUUGUCGCCUCUCACCACGGUAAGACCAUGCAGAUCAUUGUAUUUCUCAUCAUUUCCUUUUACUCCAUCAGAUGGAGGCAAGCAAGAUGAGCAGCAUUUGGGCUGCGAAAAGGGGAAUGAAAAAAGUUACCCAUAGACAGCCAGUAUUGGAUUUUUCUAACGCUAUACCCUAGUUUAUAUCUAUGACUUAUCAUAUCAUCCUGAGACAGUAUUAUGGAUGUAUAUAACUCUGUCCCUUGCGUUACAGAGACACAUACAGUGACCUAAGCGACAGCAGCUCUCCAGACUCUGAGAUCGCUGAGCUGAAAUUCCCGUCUGUCUCCUAGGAGUUACCAGUUACAUGCACCUGUUCCUCUGUUUAUGCUGGUACUGCUGUUACAGGGACUAUUUCAUUGUGCCUGUUCACCUCACCUGUUUGAACUCAAUACAGCAGCCUCCGCUCAUCUACCUGAAAAUAAAUACCUUUCAUAUCACCCAACAGAAGGUGUAAUUACUGAGAAAAGUAGCUCUCUGAAAUGACGCAGGAAACCAAAAUGGCAAGAUUUUAGACUAUUGUUAAGCGUUAAUCACUACAAUUGAAUGCAACAUAUCAGCAUUACUAUGCCCCCCCCCUUAAUUUUUUUUGUUAUUCUUUAAAGUUAAACUUUGGCUAAGAACACUAUUGUUAUUUGUUAGGCCAGAAGGAUCAACGGUGUGAAUACAGAUUGAUAAUAUAUCUAUAUGUAAAUGUAGUCAGAGAUGUAUGUGCUUGUCAAUUUCCCUCAGAAAAAGCCACCCAGCCAGGUGUUAUUGAAUAAAACAGUGAUGCACUAAUGAAUGAAUGGAAGAUGAAAAUAAAGAAUCUGUGAACAUCCUUCCCUUUUAAAAAAAUAUUAGAAAACCUCUUGAAUUUAUUUGCAAUGCUUUUUUGAUAAAUGUUUCCUAUUAUGUUUGAGAUCAAAUUUGACGUAAGACUGGUGAUAUUCUGUGACCCUGAAUAGACC